Geodia barretti is the source of this 2199-nucleotide messenger RNA. NCBI's taxonomy places the organism in Eukaryota, Metazoa, Porifera, Demospongiae, Tetractinellida, Geodiidae. The record is from the annotation of a GenBank genome assembly.
AUGUCUGAAGUUUUGACCUCGUCUCUGGAGAGGGAGCUAGUUGACCUUCGACCUCUUUCCCCGCCCCUAGUUUCACCUGUUCACGUGGAGAAGGAAAGAGGGACGGAGGAGAAGGGGAGGGAGGAGGGAAGGGGAUGGUUAGCAGCAAAGAAAAUAAAAAUCAGUGCAGUUACAGACCCUUCUUUGACCUCUGCACCCUCGUCUCUGGCCUCUGUAUCGACUCCCAAGACCACACCCACCUCUUCCCUCUUGGGGAAAAGUGGGCGGAGUAUGACAGAUGAAGCCACGCCCCCAAAGAGACGCAGGAGUUCAUUGCACGCAGCGGGUGGGAGGGCUGGUGUCGGCAAACAGCUGUGGAUGGUGGAGACAAGGGGGAGCGAGGAAGAGGAAGAGGAGGAGGAAGAAGAGGGUAAGUUUGGAGGUGUCCUGGCAGACUAUGACCCUCCCCCCAUGGCACACCUCCAGGCACCAUCCCCACAACCCUCACACCCUACAGUCCUGCUCUCCAGAGCGUCGCUGAAGAUGUUUCUGGCAAAUAUUCUCCGCCUCGUGCAAAAACACGACCCUGAAGGCAUAUUUGCGGAGCCGGUGACUGACGAGAUUGCCCCGGGGUACUCCACCCUAAUUAAAUACCCCAUGGACCUCACCACCAUGGCAACCAAACUCUCAAACCACGCUUACUCCAGCGUGGAUGAAUUCCGGAGCGACUUUGUGCUGAUGUGCAAGAACGCGAUGACGUACAACGCGCCAGAAACAGUCUACUUCUCAUUCGCCAAGAACAUGAUGGAGGAUGGGGUAAAGGUCAUUGAGAGGGAGGUGUCACUCCGUCCAGACAUCCGCUAUGGCCGAGUGGCCACGCCCUCCAAUUCCCAGACCCCCGUACCACUACCGCUGUCUAGUCGUGGUCCAAGCCCCGCCCCCUCGGUAAACUCUGUGGACUAUGGCAGUCCGUACGUCUGUCGGAUUAGCCUGGGUCUCCUAGCUCCUCUUCCUCCCGUCAUACAGCCUCAGGUGGUCGGCAUGGCAGCAAGCCCCGCCUCUUCCCUGGAGGUGCUGGAGGAAGUGGGUGUGGCCUCGGAGCAGAGUCACCUGACAAAGGUGGUGGUGGGUGUUCCUCCGGAGGAUAGGGAGGAGGGGGAGGAGGGAGCGGUGCCAGUGAGUCUGGUGGCUGAGGAGGAUCCAGUCGAGAUUCUCAGACAGGUACAGAAGGCAACAGAAGAGGUGAAAGAGAAUUUGGAUGCCAACCGACCCAACACCAAGUUCUGUUUCAUACGAGACGCCAGCCCGUCACCCUCUCCCCAGCCAGUGGGUGCUGACGACGUCGCGGCAGGCAGGAAGAUGGCAACAAUGAAUAUACUGAACCCUGACUCUGGCCUAGUUGACUCCAGUAAGCCACUCAACCUGACCGCUCUGAGUGAGAGGGUGAGGGGAGGGAACAAUGCAGCCACAGUCCUCCGUACCGAGCUCCCAAUGUUCAAGGCCACUCCCGUCUCCUACCUCAUGAACGGCCCGUUUGGCAGUUUUGCCCCGACUUACGAUUCGGCAUUUGCAACUCUGACCAAAAUGGACUCUGAUCUGUUGCUCCAUACAUAUGGCAGUGACCUCGGAGUUUCUUAUUCACACAGUUUGCUCCAGUUUGUGAAAGGAGCUGGUAGUUUUGCCAGUGAGAUGGCCGACGCAGUUCUGAACAGUCUGACUGCCGGCAGACACGAGAAGUUCAUGGGAAAAUACCACACCUGGGAGGAGACGGAGAGGCUUGGGAGAACAAAGAAAGAAGAGGGGAACAAGAAAGAGGAGAAGGAAGGAGAGGGGGAGAGGGAGGACACAAAGGACGAAGAGGAGAAGGGGGAAGGGGAGAAGAGAGGAGGGAAAGAAGAAGGAGAAGAGGAUGUGACACAGAUUGGUAGUGGGAACGAUGGAAGAGGAGAAGAGUGUGAUGAUGCAGGAGGAAGGGGAGAGGAGAGGGAAGUAAGUGGGAAUGAGGGAGAAGAUGGAGAGGAAACCAGACACGGGGCAACUGAGACUGUGGGUGAAGAUCAGGAAGAGUGUGCUGAGGAAGCCGAGGAGAGAGAAGACUGGUUUGGUGGUGGGGGAGUGGAGGAAGGGGAGGAAGAGGGUGGAGAAGGAAGAGAGGAGGGAGGAGAGACGGGAAACCCACAGCCUGAGUCUCUCUCCGGACAACUCCAAUGGAGCCACUAG